CUGAUAUUGUUAAAAUGAAAUCUUUGUUAAGACGUACUCUCAAACAAAAAUAUAGAAAAAAUCAACGUAUUAACCGUUUUAAUACAUUAAAAAAAUUACUCUCUGGACGUACAAAGAUUAUUAAUGUUCUUAAUGGGGUUUCAACUACAUCCACGAUAAAUACUGGGGGUAGUAAUAGUUAUACUAUGCAUCAGCAAAUAAGAAGAAUAUGUUUUCGUGAGCUUUCUGAUAUUAAACAUCUAGUAGGAGAUGAUUCUGAUAAUAGUUCAGAUAGCAAUUAUCAAGAAGGACCACCUGCUCGUCUGUCUAAAAAACAACGGCGUAAUUUAGCUGUUUUACAAAAUUCUCUUUCACCGGAAGUAGAAACUAUCACUUCUACUUUAGCAACAUUUUCUGAAGGAAUAGAUUUGUCUAAAAUUGCUUUGCCUAUGAGUAAUCAUUUUGAUCCAACUGAAGAUAUGUAUAGAGAAAUGUUGUUAUCUCAUAAGAGAAAACAGAAGAAAAUUGAACAAGAAAAAGAACAAAUAAGACUUGACCUAAUAAAAGAACAGAUAAAACCAGCUGUUUCAUUGGGAAAUGAGAAAAAGAGGUCAGCAACUAGCGAUCGGUCUCGAGUGAAACGAACAAAGUUGGAUGGAUUUGAUAAUAUUACAGUGAAACAAGAAUCAGUUGAAUCAGAACCAAUUAGUAUUCCAUUGAUUAAAAAAGAGACGGAAGAAGAAAUAGUACAAGAGAGGCAAAUUGAAGUUGAACCUAUCAGUUUAACGGCUGAUGAAAUACUUAUGGCAGAAGAAGGUCAGGCUGCUGCAGCGAUGUUGUUAGAGAUAAUGAGUGAUGUGGAAGAGAAGUAUAAUAAUUCGCCAUAAAUAUUGUCAUCACCUUCAUCUACACCUCCACCAUCUGAAAACAAUUUAGAGUCCAAGUA
This is a messenger RNA of Sipha flava (yellow sugarcane aphid), 925 nucleotides long. RefSeq lists its product as uncharacterized. Lineage: Eukaryota; Metazoa; Arthropoda; Insecta; Hemiptera; Aphididae. The transcript is spliced from 6 exons. The coding region runs from base 15 to 866 and encodes 283 amino acids. The record is from RefSeq and is a predicted model, not a curated record.